Messenger RNA from Linum trigynum, 4332 nucleotides. The record is from the annotation of a GenBank genome assembly. NCBI's taxonomy places the organism in Eukaryota, Viridiplantae, Streptophyta, Magnoliopsida, Malpighiales, Linaceae.
UAUCUUAAUGUUUGAACCUAACUGAGUGUAGGAGUGAGGUUCGGGAAAAUGGGUCGAGAAGAGUAAGCAAUGGGAAUCAGCCGUGGAUUCAAGAACAAAGGGAGGGAAGAAUGAAAUUGAGAGAGUUAUAUUUUAGAGAGAGAAGUUCGUUCUUUCUAGAGAUAGAGUCUGAAAAAUCCGAUCCCCUCACCCACCAGAGUAAAUGUCAUAUUUAUAGGCUACAUGGUGGUGGGUGAGUUACAUAGUGACAUGACUACUGACAUGUCAGAGGUCUAGACCACACCUCUACCUAGGACAAGUACAUUUAGUCCAUUAUUAUACCUAGGACUAUGAUGGUGAUCAUUCAUUGGGGAACGCGGUGUCGUUUCCAUGGUUUGUUGAUAUAGUCAACGCUAGACUCAAACGUCGUCGUUUGGUGUUCGGGGUGCGGCUUCGGUCGCGUCGAUGCUAACGCGCCCGACUUUUCUGGCAGUGGCGCUGGGGUGCUUCCUUGGUCGCGUCGGUGCUAACGCGCCCGACUCUUCUGACGGUGGUGACGGGGUGCUUCCUUGGCGCGGCGAGAUCCGAGUCAUAUACCCAACAAUUAAUUUGGCUAGUUUACAAAGGAAAUAACUGGUGGCAAAAAUGGGGGAAAAAAUAUACCCGACAUAUAUUUUAUAUCCUAGCUAGCUAACUAGCAACAACGAGUGAAGUCAGAAAAUCGGACAAGAGAUGUUUCUCUACAGAAAACAAGUAUGUAAUCUAAAAACAUAUAAAUUAGGGGUGGGGGAAUGUAAGUCUUACGAUCUGCUUAUACUAUUCAUUACAAAGAAAAUCCCACUGAUACAAGUUUCAUUUCAAUAAUAUCACAAAUACAUUAUCAAAAUUACAUCCGUUAUCUGUGAUCACAACUGAAAAGUAGUUUCUUUCAAUAUUAGCCUAUUCCGAAGUACUCUAUAUAUAAUGAAAUAAGAAACGAAAAACACACAACACGACGAAUUUACGUGGUUCUUUUCAUUCGAUAUGAAUGACCUUAAUUACUCUUUGGAGAAGUUAUGCCUAUCUCAGCUUUUCAUUAGGUUUUUUCCGCAUCCACUUUACACAAUACAUAUACAGAUAUACUCGCCAUGAACAAGAAACACAAAUUAGCUAGGGUUUGAGAGAAGUGAAUGACGGAAAUACCACUACAUAAUAAUACAAUUUGAUGGGUUGAAAACCAAACACAUUCCUUUAACACAAUUUGUGUAUAUAUACACUCCAAAGUAAUUAAUGUAGAAGGAAAUGAAGGAUUAAUAGAUCUAAACAUUCUUUCCAUUGUUAUCAUAAUUCCUUAUGCUUCUUAACAAGCAAGAACCAAAAAAACCUGUUAAUAACAAGUUUGAUGGGCAAUUAGUAUUUGCUUAACUGUCAUUACAGGAUACUCAUCUCGUUCACUCCGCUGCCCUUCGGACAAAUCCACGAUGGCCAACCUUCUUUCAUUUAACUUAAUUAAUCCCAAUUUAACCUCUUCAGUCUUCACUAAUCCCCAUCUUCCCUCCCCUCCUCAUUUCUCUCCCCCACCCUCAAUCCGACCGCCGGCGAGACUCCACGCCGGAGGAUAUCCAUGGCGGAGGGAAGUAGUAGGAGAGUCCCACCGGAGAUCGAGAACAACAACAACAACAAUACAACAAGAUCCAUCUCCUUCACCAGCGACGACGACGACGGAGCCAUCCCCAGCACCAACAAAGACCACCACCACCACCACGGCGGCGGCGGCAGCAUCGAAUCCUUCUCCACGCCGGACCUCCACGACACCGGGAUGAAGCUGGAGCGAGCCAGAGAGGCCUACGCCGGCUACUCCGACGUCGUGGACCGGCCUCCGAAGAUGGAGGUGUGGAUGUGGUAUCUCUACGAGCUCUGCUCCUACUUCAUCCACUCCUGCCUCCUCCCCAUCGUCUUCCCGCUCAUGAUCAGCCAGAUCCACCGCCUCCCCGCCGAGCCCGACCGCGGCUGGCUCACCAGCCCCCUCGGCCUCUCCUGCCGCCCCGAAGAAUCCCAACUAUAUGAAGCGCUGGUGAACAAGAACGUGGAAUUCGGGACCUCCAAAAUCUCCGCGCUAGAAUGGACCUCCUUCUCAUGGGGAAUGGGCUUGGGCCUGGCGGGCCCAAUACUCUGGACGAUAUCCACAAGCCUGGACUACGGAAACUUCCAGCCCAUCAUAGCCGGGACCGCCAUCGCCACCGGAUUCUUCUUCUGCCUCCCGACGGGGUUCUUCAACGUCACCUGGAUCUUCCCGCCGUUCAUCAUCGCCAUCGUGGCGGCGAGCACGAUCGCCGCCGCCACCCACACGCGCCACCACGCCAUGAUGGUGCGGGGCUUCACGGGCCCGAACCUCCACAGGUCCCGAUUCACCCUCCGCCGCUGGGUCUCCAGCUGGCUCUCCCUCUACGCCGCCGCCGGCGGCGCCCUGGGCUCCGCCGUCAUGACCGCCUUCACCUACUACAUGCUCCGGAAGGACGAGAAGGAGCUAAGCCUCUGGGUCGUCACUAUUUUCAGCGGCCUCAAGUGGGCCGCCGGAAUCUCCCACGUCUUCUUCAUCAAGCCCGGCUCCGGCGACAUCGUCGCCCGGCCGUCUCCGGCGACCCACUCCCUCUCGAUUUUCAACUACCCGCACGCCUCCGGAACCCUAAUUUUGGCAUUCCUCUCGUCGUUCACCACGAUGUGCAUCUUCGCUAGCGGAUAUUUGUACUUCGCCGGAUUCCUCUGUAUCCGGCCGCCGCUGAUCCUCUGUUCCUGGCUGAUCUACUUCAUCUUCCCCCUAAUUUCCCUCCCGGCGAUUCAAUUGGUCCAGUAUCUGAUCCGCGCCGACGCCGUGAAGAUGCACAUGUUAGGGUUCAUCAUGGCGCUGAUCACAUCCGGGUUCGGGUUCUACUUCCGGGCCCGGAUCUGGGGCACCGGAGUCGUCCUGGCGUUCGCGGCGGUGCAGGGGACGUCGGCGGGGCUGAUGCACGCGUUCCAGCGCGUGCUGCUGUCGGACUGCUCGCCGCCGGGGAAGGAAGGGGUUUUCGCGGCGUGGUUCGAGUGGUGGAGGGCGGCGGGGGCGUUCGCCGGGUUCACGGUGGCUGCCGCCCUCCCGGGGGAGAUCAGCACCAGCUUGGCCGUGACGUUUCUGACGUCGGUGGCGGGGAUCGUGGUGCUGGUGUACGGACAUAUUAGUGAUACGGGUGGGGCUGCCGCGGCGGGACACGUGGCAGGGUCGGGUCGGGUUCGUGGUGACGUGGAGGAGCAGAAUGACCCGGACGGUGGGAUAUCGUCGCCGCCGCGGCCGCCGAGGCUGGCGUUGGAGAACAAUGGUAAUGGUAAUAAUAAUCAUCAUAACAGCGGCCGUAGUUUAGCGUUGAUGAAGGAGGAUGAGGAUCAGGAUCACGAACUGAGUUUUCAGCACGAUCACCAUGAUGAUGAUAUUAGCUUAGCUUAAGCUAAUUAGCUAAUUAGUUGAUAAUUAGCCUAGCCUCAUAAAUUCAGAUGAUGAUGAUGAUCAUAGGCUAUGAUCAAUUGUUGAUUACGAAUUAGUCUUGAUGAUCGAUCUCUCAGCAGCAUGCAGGUUUGUUUAUUUGUGUAAUUUUUCAUUCCCAAUUUUUUUUCUUCAACAACUUGGUUCUCAUUUGGCCUUGUCCGAUCCAAGGAAUUGUAGCCAAAUAAUUUAAGGACUUUGCGUGUAAUUCAUUGAUGUUAAUUUCAAGGCUAACACAAGGUUCUUUGUGUGUAUUACUACUUGAGAUUAGUUAAUUAGCUUAGUAUUUGUUGUUAACCAAAUUAAGUUCUUGUGUUUCAUAUAUUCUUUGUAUUGUCCUUCCAAUUUUUGGAGUUAACGUGGUGUCAAAAGGGUUAGUAAUAUAUUCAAAGUGAGUUUUUUGAGGGCACGGCUUACAUAAUAAUAAUAAUAAUAAUAAUAAUAAUAAUAAUAAUAAUAAAUAAUAAUAAUAAUAUUAUUAUUAUUAUUAUAACCAAGAGAUCAAACAAAGAUCUAUAAAAUUAGUGGGCAGAUACAGUCUGCUGCCCAUACAUCAUCAGCAUAGUAAGUGACCAAUGUGGUAGUACUAUUAAUUAAUUACAUCUAUUGUAGUUUAAGGUAGGUAAUAAUAAUUUAAAAUGACGAUAUAAUUUUAGGAUUUUGUUCCGAUGACUAAGAAAUCAUCAUGAUUUGAAGAAAAUGGUUUAUCGCUUCUAUGGAGUGAUUGACCACUACGAACAACUGGUCAACCCGAUUAACCACGACUAGUGAAAUCAACAUAUUUAAUUAGAGACAUCCAAUAUUAAUAGAUAUGCUUGUUGGUAAGAGAAUUGAAGAUAGUAUAAAGGUUGAAGUAUGGA